Messenger RNA from Argentina anserina (silverweed cinquefoil), 765 nucleotides. RefSeq names its product structure-specific endonuclease subunit slx1. The record is from RefSeq and is a predicted model, not a curated record. Bases 8 to 544 code for a protein of 178 amino acids. Gene Ontology annotation, cellular component: Slx1-Slx4 complex. The transcript has 3 exons. Gene Ontology annotation, biological process: double-strand break repair via homologous recombination. Gene Ontology annotation, molecular function: 5'-flap endonuclease activity; crossover junction DNA endonuclease activity. NCBI's taxonomy places the organism in Eukaryota, Viridiplantae, Streptophyta, Magnoliopsida, Rosales, Rosaceae.
GAAGAAAAUGAUGACGCGGCUUUCCACGACAUUCCCAUCCGUGAAGUUCCCGAAACCUCGGCCCUCCUCGAACUCGAAACUAUCAUCAUGUUCAACAUCACAACCCAACAUUAAAUCAGAACCAACAACAACGUCCAGUUCUCCCUCAAAAUUGAAACCAGGAUCCUGGUCUGUUUAUCUCAUCCUUUCCACCAAUGCCCCCAUCAAAACCUACGUUGGUGUCACUACCGAUUUCUCUCGCCGAUUGAAACAACACAAUGGUGAACUAAAAGGUGGUGCAAAAGCAUCCCGAGCUGGAAGACCAUGGGUUUGUGCAUGCCUGAUACAUGGUUUCAAAGACCAUAAUGAAGCAUGUGCAAUUGAAUCUAAAUGGAAAACUUUAUCAAGGAGUUUGCCUCGCAAAAAAAAGGAUGACAACAAGGCAGAGCAAGUAAAUGACUCGUCGCUUCCUCUACUACGACAUAGGCAAGCAGCUCUCUAUAAAGUUAAAAAUAUAUUUGAUUGCACUCACUUAGAAAUCGACUGGAAACUGAACCCCUUAUAAUUGGUAAAACGGAGGUCGCUGCACUUUACAUUACCUAUAUGCUAAUUAAUAUGUUCAACUGACAGAACAUGAUGCAACACUAGGAUAUUUCAAUUGAACAUUAUACUAUGGACUAUCACUAGUCUAAGGUCGUUCUAUACUUAUAUGAAGCACUUUAAUCACAGUCGUAACUAAAAAGAGGAUUUUGAUGCUCGGAAAAUUCAUAUCUAGAAGAGGUCUAC